UCUGGUCACACGCCGGCAAGUUUGUUUGGAUUUGCCGAAUUAUUUUUCGAUUUGGAUCCUCCCGGUCGAAUAGCCCUCGUCCAAGAUGCGCCUGUGUCCGCUGGCCGUGCUCCUCGGGGUUAUCCACCUGCUGCUGGCCUGCAAUCACUGGGUCCUUCGCGAGGAGCAGAUAGUACCCAAACUGGACUCACCUUUCCACAUGCGUGAGCCCCAGAAUCUGGCGGCAUUUCUGGAGCAGAUCAGGUACAGUGAGUACGUGGAGAGGUCCUAUCUGGACCUGCUUCGCAAACGGGAGCAAAUAGUGGAGCACCUGCGAUUCUCCAUGAGAUUCGGGGAGGACCUGGCGGAGCAGGCCAAAUGCGCGAUGGAUUACUAUAUGCUGGAGAAACGGAUGUCCUAUCUGAAGAUCACCCCCGAACAGCUGAAGAGGAUUAACCUGCCGGAUCAGCGACAGUUGCAUAUCCAGAAAAGUGCCUCCGCCAUGGGAAUGGAGCCAAUUUGCAGUGACUACCACCGUUUGAGUGUGGGACCGGCCACCUAUGAUCAUCUGGAGAGUUUCCGACCGGAGGUCCUGGCUGCCGCGUUCCUGGAACGCGAACAUGACACCAAUGUCGGGAUGGCCACGGUGGAGCUGACCCGUCGAUUUGCCGUGGAUGGAUUACAGCAUCAUCCGGCGUCCUGGAAAUUCCACACCCUAAGCUCCUACUACUGGCGAAUGCGGGGAAAUGCCAGGGAGGCUCUGCCCUGUGCCAGAUUAGCUGCCUUGUUGGCUCCUCCGAUAUUCAAGGACAUCCCUUUGCUGAGUCUGGGGACCAUUCUGUUCCGCAUGGGCAGAUUAGCCGAUGCCGACUUGAUACUUACCGCUGCCGUGGAACAUGCCCCACAUGUGGCCGAAAACCAUGUGGUCUUGGCCUCGGCUCUGGCCAUGAAGCAUGAUUUCAAUCGCUCCUUGCAGCACUUCGAUGAGGCCGAGCGCCUGGAUCCCAGCACUUUGCCGCGCACCCAGCAGGUGCGGAAUUUCAUCAGCUGUCUGGAGAACCUCACCAAGAAAACCUCCAAGAUGUAUAGCUAUGUGAAGUACAUGAAGAACGAGGUGAAGGAGUUCAAGAAGCUAAAGCACCACAUCUCCCAGAACCACGAACGAUUGAUCCAGCAGCAAUUGCCGUUGGGUGCGAGACGACUGCUGCUGGGCUUGGAUGCCAAAUCCAACAACGACGAUCUCCAUCGGAGAGGACAAUAUUGCAGUACGAGGACGCCGAAUGGCUCCGAUGAACCCGUGCUCUUUUGCGACUUUUAUUCGGACAUGCAGAUGCGGCUGGAAAGCAAGGAUGUGGACAUCGAUGUCCUGGAACGCGAUCUCAAGGCCAAUACGGAUGCGGUCAUUCGACAGGUGUCCACCGAGAUCCGGAAGCAGUUCAAUCUGGAGCAACUGAAGGCAGCCAAGGCACAAAUGCCUGCCAAAGCAACCAAGGCCACAUAGUAAAUGGUCCAAGAACUGGCACACAUUCCCCAAAACUUCGGGUCACAAAUAGCUUUUGCUUUUAAUCUGUUUAUAUAGUAUUAGGUCGUUUGUGUAUAUAUAUUAACUGGUUAAGUCUGCAGGAAUAGUUUAAUCGGACUAGGUAUUUAAGCAGGGGAUGUUCGAGCGGAGGUUUUGAGUAACACUUCAAUCAGCUAAAAUAGAUAGGCAAAUAAAUAGCUCGUAAAAUGGAUUUCAAAAGAUUUAGAUUCUUAAAAAAAUAGAUUUUCUUUUUGUUUUUUUUACUAUAAAAAGCAUUUUUAAUAUAAGAAACUCCCUAACAUUCUGUAAACGCCAAAAAAUUAAAUUUGUGGCUUAAUUUUUUCUAUGAUUUUGAGACCACACUUCUUUUAACCAGGGAAAGAAAAAUAAAAAAGAAAUAUUUUUUAAAAUAUAUAUCUUAUGACACAUUCGAUAAGAAUUCCGUAAACUUAGGUUAAAAUCAGGGAUGUGAUGGAUUGAUCAGUUUAUUUAACUUUUGAUAGACUGCAUUUUAUUACUGUAUUUGUUGCUAUUAAAGCUAAUUUUAAAUUAAGAUUACCUUAAAAAAAUUUAUAUUUCACACAUUCGCAAAGAAUCCAUUUGAUAUUCUUUAGAAUAGUGUCGAGUAACUUUUAUGCUUGGUUAUAAUAAUCCACGUUAUGCAUUAAACUGCCAGGAUCCGGAAACCCCUCGAAUGCCCCAAAAAAGUUUAGAAAAUUGCGACUAGGCUAUUGCGUAUUUAUAUUUAACACUAGUUUUAACUCAUUAACUAUACACCCUGUUCUGUUUCUUAUUCUGAAAGAAAUUUACGAAAAUAACAACAGCCAUGAGCUAUUCAAAGAAAA
This is a messenger RNA of Drosophila rhopaloa, 2346 nucleotides long. RefSeq lists its product as uncharacterized. Bases 86 to 1480 code for a protein of 464 amino acids. NCBI's taxonomy places the organism in Eukaryota, Metazoa, Arthropoda, Insecta, Diptera, Drosophilidae. Gene Ontology annotation, biological process: actin filament polymerization. The transcript has a single exon. The record is from RefSeq and is a predicted model, not a curated record. Gene Ontology annotation, cellular component: cytoplasm; actin cytoskeleton. Gene Ontology annotation, molecular function: protein binding.